UGUGUGCGCGGUGCCGGCAAGUGCGUUGACCGCAAAGUCAUUUUGUUGGUAGUAACACAAUAAAGUACACGAACGCAUUCUUGCCCAGCCAAACACCUGCCACUGCCUGCCACUGCAACGCGACGCACGUGCAAAAUCUUUCGCGGCAUCUGAGAGCCACAGCUUAAUUGCUGCGCUCAUACACGCAUGUGUCGUUAAAGUGGUUGCAACAGCAACUGGGAUUACAGCGCGGCAGCAGCAAAUUCACCGUUUUCAAAGGAGCAACACCAUGCUGCAGAAUCCUUCGAAAUAUCAUCCAAAUCCGUUUUCUCACUUGUUGGCCUUGCAUAGCACUCAGGCUGUGGUGAAUAGCAGCAAUAUCGUCACUCAUCAAACGCAUUUGGCUGCCUUGCCGCCGGUUUUCGCAGCACAAAAUCAGCUGCAACUGCAACAUCAGCAACAGCAGCAGCAACAACAACAACAACACCAGCAACACUACCAUAAUCAUCAUCCAACAACAACAUUGCCGACUAUCAGUCAACAGCACAGCAAUGCAUUUCUGCUGCAAAACCAUCCACCACGCCAGCAACAACACAACACCCACGCGCAUACGCGCACAGGCGAGCUGCUGGAUGCGACCAGUACCUCCCUCGACAUGGGCAAGUCGUUCACGAUUGCCGCCAUUUUGGGCUUGCAGAAGAGCGCAAUGGAGAAUAGCCGCAAGGAUUACAACAACGCAAUCAAUUUAUCGCUAAAUAGUAGUGAUGAAGAUGGCGGCAAGGAUGCCAGCUUGGGGCGAUCAGCGCAUAGUAGUCAACAAGCGUUUAGUGAUGAGGAAGUGGAAAUUAGCGAUCAACAAUCACACAAUUUACGUAUGCCAGCUGCUGGCGGUGGGAGCGGCGGCGGCGACAGUGGCAUAAAGUCGCUGAAGUGCGUGCGAAAUGCCAAUAAUUUGUAUCAACAAAAUGGCAACCCCUUCGAUUGUAAUGGCAAUGCCAGCGCCGCUCUGAUACAUCGUUACUUACCAAUACCAGUGUCGUCUAAGCCAACGACGGCGGCUACAUCAUCGUUUGUUGCUGCAGCUGCCGCAGUAACGCAACAUCAUCAUCAACAACAGCAACAACAACAACAACAAAAUCUAUUGCUGUCCCAUGUGCGUUCUGUGGCCUCAGCAGCGGUGGCUGCGUCGGGAUCAUCGUCUGCGCUGCAGAGCUUGCAACAGUUGCAUCAACAUCAUGCGGCGCAGCAAAGCUCCUUGAAUUUGCAACGCGAGAAGCAUAAGUCGGGUGAGUGA
Messenger RNA from Rhagoletis pomonella (apple maggot), 1273 nucleotides. Its product is annotated as dendritic arbor reduction protein 1-like. The transcript has a single exon. The record is from RefSeq and is a predicted model, not a curated record. NCBI's taxonomy places the organism in Eukaryota, Metazoa, Arthropoda, Insecta, Diptera, Tephritidae. The coding region runs from base 269 to 1273 and encodes 334 amino acids.